GCGACGGCUACAAUGGAGCCUCCUCGGGGCUUUGUGCGCGCCUGGAAUCCAGCUGUCGCCGCCCCUCGGAGCCCCCUGCCCCAGGGCGCACACUUCCGGGCCGCUGCCACCCGGAAAGCUUCGGCAGCCGCCACCCCGAGAGGCGACAACCGCUCCCUCCCAUUCCCCAGCCGUCCCCCCCACUUGCGCCCCGAAAUGCCGGUCGACUUCAACGGGUACUGGAAGAUGCUGAGCAACGAGAAUUUCGAGGAGUACUUACGCGCGCUGGAUGUCAAUGUGGCUUUGCGCAAAAUCGCCAAUUUGCUGAAGCCAGACAAAGAGAUUGUGCAAGACGGCGACCAUAUGAUCAUCCGCACGCUGAGCACUUUUAGGAACUACAUCAUGGACUUCCAAGUUGGGCAGGAGUUUGAGGAAGAUCUGACGGGCAUAGAUGACCGCAAGUGUAUGACCACAGUGAGCUGGGAAGGGGACAAGCUCCAGUGUGUGCAAAAGGGUGAGAAGGAAGGACGCGGUUGGACCCAGUGGAUUGAGGGUGACGAGCUGCACCUGGAGAUGAGAGCGCAGGGUGUGGUCUGCAAGCAAGUAUUCAAGAAGGUUCACUGAAACCCCCAGGUGACAGGCAGGCCCUGGGCUCCCGGAAUGAAUGCAUGGAUGUGUGGGCCAGGACCCCCAGAGUACAGCAUGGGACAGAAAGUCCAGCACCCUCCAACUUCCCCACCCCCUUCUAGGCACCUGUGAGCAGUAUGCCUCAGCUUUUUCUCUUUCUCUUCUUAAAAACCAUUCCAAUAAAAACAACCUCCACUUAAGACCUGUGUUUUGCAGAAGUUUCAAAACCCCUUGGCUCCCUUUUUUACUGGAGCUUCCAGAUUCAUUUUUUCUCGAUGCCACCCCUGGGAACAGGGAAAAAGUCAGCCACACUCCUACAGAUUUGGUCCUGAGGUUGUACCACUAGGUCUUUCCUCAGAGGCAUAGGGUUGAAUCCUGCAUAUGUGGACUGGCAUCAAUUGGCUGUGUAUUAAGGACCAACCACAUCACAUGUCAUUCAGGGUCAAAGUUUCUGGAGUGUCACAGACCACAAAUGCAGGAGAGGAUAACCUCUGCCCUGGGAACUUGCAGCCUAGUUAAAGGGACCCAACUAACAGAGAUCUCUAACUCUGUAGUGCACAGCUAGGAGACACCCUAUAAUUUAUUUGUGAAUGAAAGAGAACUAGAUAGAAUUUUAAGCCCAAUGUUAGAAUGAGAUGAGCCUUAUCAAAGGCAAUUACCAACUGGAUUUGAUUUCAAAGAAGUCAGAAAGACAUGCUUCACUACGCCAGCUCAUCUAUCAGCUGAUAUAACAGCCUGCCUUCUCACUGGUAAGAGAUGAGGCAUAACUUGCAAAUCCUCCUAGAAGAGGGAGAACAUCCUGUUCAUACUAAACUGUAAGUGAUUGCCCACUGUGCCUUUGCAUUGAAGGAACACGGGGAAACCACAGAGUGAGGAAAGGAGGUGAGAGAUCACAGAUAUGGGAAAGCCACUGGAACAGGGAAGACUCACAUCAAGACCCCAAAUGAACAUCAAGACUGCCUGGGCUGCAUCCUGCCUUUUGGAAAGAGCCCUAGUCUUACAAGUAGAGUUUGAGUCCCAACUCAACCACUUACAGGACAACACCGACCCCACCCUAACCUGACCUCAUUUUUCCAAUCAUAGGCCACAAUAAUCCACUUCACCUCCCACACAGGUAAGUUGUGAAGCUUGUAGUGUAUAUUAAGCUUGUUGAGUGCCAAAUGCCAGUUAGUGGCUGGUCUCCAGACCAAUGACCCCAGCAUAUCUCACAGUGGGGCCCAAGCAUACGUAUUGUUAUAAAACCCCCAGGUGAUUCUGGUAAGCCACUGGAGUUGAGACUCACUCUCUAGAAACACUGGUUCUAGGAAAUAUUUCCCAGAAGUUAUUCAGCCCCACCCAGGGGAAUUUGGCAAGUUCUGGAGACAAACUUAAUUUCACAAUUUGGGAGGGAGGCACUACUGGCAUCUCUUGAGCAGCGUCCAAGUAUCUGCCAGAUAUCCUGCAAUGCACAGGAUAGUUCCCCACAGCAAAGGAUUAUCCAGCACUGUGUGUCAGCAGCGACAAGAGCAAGAAACCUGCCCUAGAUAAGUAUGAGAAAUAUUUGAUAUCUUUUAUUAUCCAGGUCAUUUCCCCAGCUAAACCAAGGAAAUAAAAGCCCAGACUUGCCAAAGACUGCAGCAAUCCCUUUGCUUUUGCCACUCUGGUCUCUGUUCUGGGAAUAGAAAAAUCCAAGGUGAAGAUUCUUGUGAUGACCAUCCAUUCAUUCAUUACACAAAUGCUUAAGAAGGCCUUAUGUAUGCCAGGCACUGAGCUAGUAUCCUAUCUGCUGGGCACCUAGGAGUUACCAUCCCAUUUCAGGUAUUGAAACUCCCAUCAGACUUCUUUCUCCAUUACUCACCCAACAUUUAGGUUCUCAGGGGGAAGUUCAAAGGUGUAGCAUCAUUGGUGUGAGUGCAUGUCAUAUAGGAGGGAAGCCCCACUCUUGGGAGCCUUUGCCCUGUGGGGAGAUUCAGGACCUAUUUCAGUGGACAAUGGGAGCCACAGAAAACUUUGAGCAGGGGAGUGGCAUCAUCAGUCUCUCAGCAAAACUAUUCUGGCAACAACUGUCUCUAGAAAGAAGAGGAAAGAGUGAGCAGGAGCUUUGCACAGAGUGGUCACAUUGAAUGCAAACUUCACUUCAAAUGAGACAUAUUCCCCAAAACCCGUGAAGUGAGAGGCAUGCUUCUUAUGCAUAAUCUCCAGCCACAGAAGCAGCUGUAACUUCAGUGCUGCUUUCCAUUUUCUCAUCUUGUGCCAGGGGGAUUAGCAAGCACCACCUCCAAUCCUUGGCAGAGGGCCUGCUCCUAGAUUGGCAGCAGCCUGUGUGAUGGUGCUUGUUCCGUCUUCUCAGUGGUUCUUUAGCUCCUCUCACUUCCAGCCCAAAGCUAUCUACGUGAGGCCCAUUUUUGGAACAUUACCACAAGCCUUGCCACUUAACCAAUAUUCAAAUGCCUUGUUGUAGGAGAUAAGGAAGAUUUACAUUCUAAUAGCAGCAGGCACUAGGACUGGGAUCACUUACUGAAUUUCCAAGCAGGGCACAAGCACUCUGAUGCCCUAAGACUGACACAGGAUAGGUGUGCAUUUACCAGCCCUCCUGGUAUCACCAGGCUGUGGAAGACAUGUCAUAUACCUCACAAUUUCUUGGGCCUGUCAACUUGGAAAAUUUUUCUCCACAUUUUUGAACCGGAGGGUUACAAUAUUUCAAAAGAUGCUCUAUGUGAUAAUUUACUAAUAUGUUUACAUCACACAACUUCAAAUUGUCAUUAGAAGUAACUGAGGCAGGAGGUGCUGAGGCAAAGGUGGGCUCUCACUGAGGAGAGGCAGCAGGGUGAGGCCUCUGAGUGUUAAAGCUCUGGAGCCACAUGGGCUGGAUUCAAAUCCCAACUCUGCUGUUUCUUCACUCGAUGAGAUUAAAGCAAGUUAUACAAUCUCUCUGUGCCUCCGUUUGCUCAUCUAUAAAUUAGAACUCACAAUUCCUCAUAGAGUUUUUGUGAGGACUAAUCUAAUACAUAUAAAUAACUUAGAAUAUAUUGGGGCCUCCCUGGUGGUGCCAAGGGUUAAGACACAGUACUUCAAUCCCUGGCUAGGGAGGUGACCCACAUGGCACUGCAGACCUCUCUUGACUCCCCUCAGCAGUGUAUUUCAGUCAAUCCACCUGUUCUGUUCCCCACUUUGUCUCUGGUGAGUCCUCUCACCGCCCCCCCCCACACACCUCUGGCCUGUACCCCAGUUCUUAUAUGCAUAAAUAAAUAAAUCUUUUUAAA
Molecule: messenger RNA, 3848 nt
Organism: Talpa occidentalis (Iberian mole)
Lineage: Eukaryota; Metazoa; Chordata; Mammalia; Eulipotyphla; Talpidae
Gene: RBP1
Product: retinol binding protein 1
Biological process (GO): vitamin A metabolic process; fatty acid transport; retinoic acid biosynthetic process
Cellular component (GO): cytosol; nucleus
Molecular function (GO): fatty acid binding
Source: RefSeq, a predicted model, not a curated record